Messenger RNA from Leptinotarsa decemlineata (Colorado potato beetle), 2646 nucleotides. RefSeq names its product Malate dehydrogenase 1 (gene Mdh1). The record is from RefSeq and is a predicted model, not a curated record. Lineage: Eukaryota; Metazoa; Arthropoda; Insecta; Coleoptera; Chrysomelidae. Gene Ontology annotation, biological process: malate metabolic process. Gene Ontology annotation, molecular function: L-malate dehydrogenase (NAD+) activity.
UGGUUAUGGUAUGAUUUUCGAAUAUCAAUUUAGAUAAGAGUUUAGAGGUCAUAGGACGUCCUGAUCGACUUUACCCUCGUCCGAUUUCGAGUCAGCUCUCAUCCUCAUAUUCUUAUUCAAGUUAUCUGAAGAACUUUUAUUUGAAUUCAGAUACAUAUAUCUCAUUGGGCGAUUCAUUCUUUUUGCAUAUUAACCGAUUCAAUAUGUCUGAACCUAUCAAAGUAGUUGUAACAGGAGCAGCAGGGCAGAUUGCUUAUUCGCUUCUCUAUAUGAUUGCGAAGGGUGAUGUUUUUGGCCCCAACCAACCACUCAUUCUCUACCUUCUGGAUAUUCCCCCAAUGAUGGGAGUCUUGGAAGGAGUUGUAAUGGAAUUGGCAGACUGUGCUAUCCCUCUUCUUCAUGGCGUUAUUCCCACUGAUGAUCCAGUUGUGGCCUUCACAGAUGUUUCGGCAGCCUUUCUGGUAGGAGCUAUGCCUAGAAAACAGGGCAUGGAACGUAAGGAUCUCCUCUCAGCAAAUGUGAAAAUCUUCAAGGUCCAAGGAGAAGCCUUAGAUAAAUAUGCUAGAAAAGAUGUUAAGGUUCUAGUUGUUGGUAACCCUGCGAAUACCAAUGCUCUGAUUUGUUCAAAGUACGCACCAUCUAUUCCCAGGGAAAACUUCACUGCAAUGACCAGAUUGGAUCAGAAUAGAGCUCAGGCGCAGAUUGCUGCGAAAAUUGGAGUUCCAGUAGGAAAUGUGAAUAAUCUCAUAAUUUGGGGAAAUCACUCGUCCACACAAUUUCCUGAUGCUUCACAUGCCGUUGUUCAGAUCGAUUCUAAACAGUUGAAGGCUACAGAAGCUGUAAAGGAUGAUAACUGGAUCAGAUCAACGUUUGUUGAAACUGUACAAAAGAGGGGUGCAACGGUUAUAGCAGCAAGAAAAAUGUCGUCUGCCAUGUCUGCUGCAAAAGCUGCCUCAGACCACAUGAGAGAUUGGUUCCUUGGAACAGCACCAGGACACUUCGUUUCUAUGGGAGUGGUCAGUGACGGCAGCUAUGGAGCGCCCAAAGAUGUUGUAUUCUCCUUCCCGGUCACUAUCAAGAAUGGCAAAUGGGAAAUAGUACAAGGACUCCCCAUUGACGAUUUUGCUACUAAAAUGUUGAACAUAACUGGUAAAGAACUAGAAGAAGAAAGACUAGAGGCUAUCGCUAUUAUAGAAGCAUGACUAGUCAAUAAGCUUUAAAGGGUCAAACUGAAAAAAAUUUAAUUGAGCAAUAUUUUUUUGAUAUUUUCUCUAAAGCAAUUCUAGAUAUUGAUUUUUUGCUUGUUGAUACCAAUUUUUUGAGUAGAUGAUUCUCAAGAAAACAAAUUUGAAUGCCUUACUAAUCGUAUCAAACAAAAUUAUAAUUUUUAAUAUCUUCAAUCUUCACAAUUACUUAAACUCUGUAAUAUCUGUAUUGAUAUCCCACUGACUAUUUUUUAUACAUGAGAUCAGUUUUCCAAAGUUUAUUUUAGCAUUUGCCAUGUUCCAAUAUUUCAAUUUAAAUAUCCUAAUAUCGAUUGGAAGAAACACUACAGUCAAUAGUUUUUUGGUUUUACAAUUGUCUUCUUGAAUACACAAGCCAUAAUUAAAAAAAGUACUUCGUAAUGACUUAAACGAAAUGAAUAAAAACAUUUUUGUCUAAAUACCACUGGUAGAUUUUAUUUAUAUGACUGGUUUCGGGUUUGACCCCAUUAUAAGUAUAAAACUUGAUAAUGGGGUCAAACCUGAAACCGGUCAGAAGAAUAUCUUCAUAAACAAGUAGUAUCAGUGAUGCCAUAAUGAAAGAAUAUUCUCAAAUAACGAUUUAUUUGAUAUUAAAUAUACUUCAUCAAACUCAAGAUAUUGAAUAUUUCAAAGGUGUCCUUGAGGUUUAAAAUUAUAAGGUAAUACUGGAACUUUUUGACCUGUUAUUAAAAGUAUUUUAUCCAUAAUAUGAGAAGGGUGACUUUUAGCUAUGCUUUGUAUAUGUUUGUGAGUAUUAUAUUACUUUUUUCGUUUUGUGAAAUAUGUUCAAGGAAGUUCCUCUGAAAAAUAACAUGUACCAUUUUCAUCAACCUGAGAAGUGUGAAAGUGAAAAAGAGAAGGAAAACUCUUUGCGGAAUUCCAGUUUUCAGAAGAUUAAAUGACAAAAUUUUAAGUUCCCGUACUACCUUGAACCAACUAUUUAAAUUAUACUUUAUGUAAUUUGAUAUACUCAUUGUUGAAGGAAAACAAAUUUUUUAUUAUUUGUUGCAUAUUAAACUUUUAUUACAUUAUGUUAUAUUAAUUCUUUAGUUUGCUUCUUUAAAGCUUUUUGAAUUAGGUAUGUUUGACAUACAUGAAUAUUUGGUGAUUGUAUUGAUUGAAAUUUCAAAUGGUAAUAACCAUUUUCAUUUUUUUUUUUAUAUAUUUGGCGAUGCAAGUCAGCAACAAUGACAUAGUAUGUGCUGUGUCAUUUCGAAUUUAGGACAUAAAUUGGUGGUUAGCUUGAAAAAAUGUAACUUACUGUGAUCACCAUAAUUCUAUGAAUUUUUUCGUGUCGAAUAUAUUCGAUGAUUUAUUUCUAUAUAACAUGUUGAGGUGUAGGUAAUAUAUGUUCGAUAUAUCUUUAUACAUGUAAAAUGUAAUACAUCUCUGUUGAACAAUA